UCAAACAAAGCUAGAGUGACGACGUCAUUUCCCGUCGCUGUCUUUGCUUAUCCGAAAAGAAACUCUUAUGAGCCGAGAAGCUAAAAAGAUAUAUAUUUUUCAUGGACUGAACCGAAUUAUUUUUUGAUUCCGUGUCCUAGGAAGAGUUUACAAGGAUUCAGGAAAUAUCUUUAGAGAUUGGAACCACUGCACCUCCCACAGCACAUAUCUAAGCAUCCACUUCACUAAGGCCAAAGACACUGAGUGUACGGGAAAGAACUUUAAGUGACGAAAGGCCAAAUGUUGUGUUGCCUCACCACGCCUUUGUCAGGGCCAGUUGGGUUGAAAAAAUGGCACUUGAACGCACCCCACAGACUACAGCCACUGGCCAGCUGCUACAUAUAAUAACACUGGAAUCAGUAGCUUACUAGCUAGUGUGUGUCAUACUGGUCAAAAACCAGGGAAUAUCUCUGCAAUGCUGCCAGGCUGUUUGAUGAGUCUGGAGUCACAGGAGCCUUUGAUACCACCUCUCCCCAUAACAUAAGUUAUUAUGGAGAUGACUGGCCACUGUAGUCAAGAACAGGACAGAAAUGAAUAUGUCUUAACUUCAGAUGACGACUCUUUGUUUGAUAUUAAUGUCUGGCAAAGUAGAAGGACACCUGAGAAUGUGGAGAUGCAAGAUUUAGAUUCACAAAUGGGCAGCAAAAAGCAGAAAAAGAAAGUGAGGAUGGAGAUAAAUGGACUCACAUCACCUGAGCCAGGGAUGUUCAGGUGUACCCAGUCAGCAGCAGUCUGUGCUGAGUCUACAUCUCAGUCAGCUCAUGUUUUGAAGUGUGUGAAAAUCCCCAACAAAAGACACCUUCACAAAAGAGAUGGAAAGGGAGAGACUCUUCUCCACAAAGCAUGCAAGAGAAAAAAUCUGGCACAGGUCAGAGUGCUCAUUCAAGCUGGGAUCAGUGUCAACAUGGAGGAUUAUGCAGGCUGGACAGCUCUCCAUGAGGCUUCUUCUGUGGGUGAUGUGGCAGUGGUAGAGGAACUGUUGAAGGCUGGAGCUAAUGUUAACACUAGAAGCUGCGAUGGUGUCACACCUCUACAUGAUGCUGUUUCCACUGGACACUAUCAGGUGGUGAAGCUUCUCCUCCAGCAUGGCUCAAACCCCAGUGACAGGAAUCUUGGAGGCCUAAGUGCACUUGACAUGGCAGAAGACGGGAAUAUCAAAAAGAUGCUCUUAAAUUUUGUAAAAAAUGAACAGCCCUAUGAAAUGCCGGCACAAUACAAACAACCAGGUGCCACAUCAGAGGCUCGGUGUCACAUGCAGCUCUCCUGCCAAAGCAGUUUCAGUCCCAGCUACAGCGACAUGGCAAAUGUACAAUUCAAAAACUCAGGUGACAGAGAUGGAGCCAGAGAGCACAGUGGCAUUCAUCUGAGAAAGAAAGACACCACCACUGAUAAUCUGAAUUCUUCAGAAGCCAUAACAGGGGUUUUGGAGGAGGUAGGAAGGAACCAAACAGAAAUGUUGACUUGGCCUCUGACAGGUCCACAGGAUACAGACAGCUAUCAUGCUGCUCUAACACAGAUCCAGAGUGUGCUGACUGAUGUGCUCGCCAAACAGCAUUUGGAGAAAAAUAAGCUUGUCCAAAGAUGCCGGAGUGCCUCUGACGCCCUUCGGCAUCAUUUGUUGAAAAUUCCGCUUGUUUCACUAGCUUCACGUCAGAGGAACUUGGUGGAAAUCCUCCAGAAGCAAAUACAUUUGUCAGACGUGUAUGUAACCAUGAAGGCCAAACUUUCCAAUCAGCCUUCGAACCAUCAGCGGAGUACAAUAAUGAGACCUCAGCCAAAUCACUUCUCCACAAAAGCUUCCACACUGGCCUUCUCUAAACUUACAGAAGCACACAGCUGUCAAAAAAACCUAAGACAGGAAAGCCCUAGACAAGCGACAUGGGUCAGUCUGUCAAGAUCAGCACCUCAAAACAAUGCCAAGGACAUUGCAUUGCCCAGAUCUCCUACUCUUUUACAAGUGGAGGGGAAGAACAGUCCCCCACACACUGAUGUUUUGAAUAAGACAGCCGCCAGCUGUCAGGGCAGCACCCCAAAACACAUCAACAUUCAGGUGAAAGGAAAGAAGGCACAGACAUGGCCUGAAGUCAACUGCAGACCUCUCUUUAAGCUUCUACAGAGGGGACUCGUGCCACCUGGAAGUGCUCUGCAGCUGUUGUUCAAGGAUCACUGGCAACUUGCUCAUGUACUGUGUGAUGGCUCAAUACAAGACAGUAAAGGCAAGUUGUACUUGGGUCCAGAACAGUGGCUGGAGUCUGUCUUUGGUAACAAUAUCCCCGUCAGCUCAGCAUACGCUUGGGACAAGGUAAUGUUCAAUGGCAAUCCCUUGUCUUAUUUACUGAACAUGGAGGCUGAAGGAAACACACCACAGACACCUCCUGUGGAUGAUGAGGCAGCCAUCCUGAACAGCCUAAUGAAAAUCAAGGUAAUUCGUUUGGUGGAAGACGAGGAAUUCCUACCAAAUGCCAUAAUGGACUACUACUGGGAGAAGCUCCUAAAGAAUGACUGUUCAGAGUCUGACAACUGGGGGGAUGAAUUAUUAUUAUAAUAAUUAUAUUAGCACAUUUUGUCCAUAACUGUGUAUGUUUUGAUCACUUACCUUGGUGCUUUUACUCAUUUUAGGAUUAAUUCAUUGUACCCAUUGUGGUUGUGGUACUGUAUUUAAUUAAUCUUUGUUCUCUUAUCAUAUUAGUUUGUUCUUAUGUAUUUUUACUCCAUGUUUCAUGUUGUAACUAUUUAUUUCAGAUUUUAAAAUGUUGAAACUCUAUUUGGCAGUGAUGAUAGAAGGUACUGUACUUUCUGUUGCAUGGAUACAUUACAUCCCAAAACACUCAUUUCAGUGUUUGCUAAAGUUUAGCUGAGCAUUGUUUAAGUGCCUAAAGUAUUUGUAUUGAUAAAUCUGAUAUUUCUACUGCUACCAGCAUUAAACCAAUAUAAUAAAAUAAAUAAUAACAGUUGAUUAAGGCAUGUGUUAAGUGUGAGAUGCAGAG
This is a messenger RNA of Monopterus albus (swamp eel), 3026 nucleotides long. RefSeq lists its product as uncharacterized. The coding region runs from base 530 to 2584 and encodes 684 amino acids. NCBI's taxonomy places the organism in Eukaryota, Metazoa, Chordata, Actinopteri, Synbranchiformes, Synbranchidae. Gene Ontology annotation, molecular function: protein binding. The record is from RefSeq and is a predicted model, not a curated record. The transcript has 14 exons.